AUGGAAGUAUUUACUGGUGUCUCCUUAUUUCCCAGACUUUACUACCUCCCCUGUUUUCCACCUUUAAACGACAACGGACGUUUCAACAUCCAAAAGCAUGGUACAAUUCGACGAUAUAGCCUUUAAUAUUGCAGCUUUCAUCAGUGGACUCUUUGUCCUUGAAUUCGGCGCUGACAAGUUCAUUGAUAAUGCCGCCAAAGUGGCAGCUCGAUUGAAUAUAUCACCAACAUUGAUUGCCUUGCUUACAUCAGGGGCGGAAUGGGAAGAAGUAUGCCAAAAUAUCUAUUCGAUGAUAGUAUGAGAAUACUGACAUGGAUAGCUCAUCGUGGUUAUAGCCGCCAUCUCACAGCAUCAGUCUUCACUCGGGUUUGGCAACAUCGUCGGAUCAUCCAUCUCAAAUAUCCUAGGUGCUUUUUCCCUCGGUCUCAUCUUCUCUCCUAGCCCUAAUACUUUCGAUAAGAGUUCAAGGAUUUAUACCACUAUUCUUCUUGUCAUUACUACACUCUUUUCGGUAUUUGUCCUUUCCUUCGAAUCUAUGGGGAAAGUAGUAGGAGCGAUGCUUAUCGCUGCUUUUGGUAUAUAUGUUGCCUCCAUAGCACAUACAAUAUAUAAAGGCAUUAUGGCAGAGCCGGAGAUUGACUCGGAUAGUGAUAGUGACACUUCUUCCGAUGAGGGAGAUUUUAAUGAGACUCCUUCUGAAAAGUCACGUUCUUCCAUACGCUCAGGUAGCACUAGAUUGCAAACCAUGUCACAGAAUCACGAUGAUUAUGAAAAUCUUCCACGGCGAGAACUUUCUGGCGAGGAAAACAACGAGGAAAUCAGCCUGGAAAAUAAUCAUAAAAGUCAACGGAGAAUACCCCGUUCGACUCUGUACCAUAGCGUUCACCUCAUAUUAGGUCUUCUUGCUCUUUCCCUCUCCGGAUACAUUCUAUCUCAUAGUCUUACGUCUCUCGCAACGUCACUUUCCCUAUCUACUAAUGUUCUUGGCACCACCCUUCUUUCCAUCGCGACGACUCUUCCAGAAAAGCUUGUCGCCAUACUCUCCGGGAAGAGAGGGCAAGGGGGAAUCAUCGUAGCGAACACAACCGGUUCAAACAUCUUUCUAUUAACACUUUGUGCAGGCGUUUUGUUUCUUGCUGGUGAUUUAGAGGCUUUGAAAGAGAGCGUGGGGAUUUUUGAAGUGGCUUGUAUGUGGGGUUCUAGUUUAAUACUUUGCGGAGUUGUAUUCGUGGGGGGUCGAAGAUGGAUGGGUUGGGGAUUGGCGGGCUUAUAUUUGGCGUUUUUGGUGGGCGAGUUCUUGAUGGUUCGGAUAUGAUAUUCAUUUAUACGAAAUCAACGCUAUAACAUCUGCUGUUGGGCGAAGACAACUGUAGGCAGGCCUAAAUGCUAUUUUGAUAACAAAUGAUAGAAUUUUCGGCACGAGAUGGAUAGACGGGUGGGAGUGGAAGUCUACUUCUGCCUGAAGAAACGGCACAAUGUUUACAUAUUUCUUCGCCUUAGUCACAUUACAAGGAAGCCAUAU
Messenger RNA from Sclerotinia trifoliorum, 1522 nucleotides. The record is from the annotation of a GenBank genome assembly. NCBI's taxonomy places the organism in Eukaryota, Fungi, Ascomycota, Leotiomycetes, Helotiales, Sclerotiniaceae.